UGGGCUGGUACAGCUAGCUAGCAGGCUGUAAAAUAACGAAAUUAAGCUCCAAUAAAUCAUUUUCAAAUGUGUUAUUUAUGAAAUAUGUCCAACAACAAUCGAGUGGAUUUACAGGAUGGCAACAUGUCACAAGAUUUGAGAAAAUGACGAGAUGACUUGCCUUACAGUGGCCUGGACAUUUGUGAUAUGUUAACGUUAAUCACAAAAGACAAGUGUGUAAGAUGGACUGAGGGAAUUAGUUAGCUGCAGACUUUUGAGAUGUUACUAGCUGUACAUGUAAAUAUAUGACCAAAAAGCACUGUAAGUUAUCUACACCUACAUAUCGCUAAUCAACAUGGACAACAUGGCCCUACAAAUAAGUUGUUAAUAUUUGCAUGCUCUGUCAUCACUUUUUAAGGUCAAUUCACCUGCACAUACAUUUGAAUGACUAACCACACAUAAACAGAGCUGAUCAUGUCACUAGCAAAGCAGUCACAAACGUGGUUCCCAACUCAUGUCCAAGCCACUGUUCUCCAAGCAACUGACCUACAAGCUAAGGGUAAGCAUGGCACCAACGACGCCUACGCUAUCAUCCAGCUGGGCAAAGAGAAGUACUCGACAUCUGUGGCAGAGAAAACACUCAACCCAGCGUGGAGAGAAGAAGCCUCCUUUGAACUGCCUGGUCUGCUUCUGGAGGGCAAUCCAGAAAUCUAUGAAUUAUGCCUUAUCGUGAUGCACAGGUCCCUGGUGGGGAUGGAUAAAUUCCUGGGCCAGAGUACCAUCAAUCUCAAUGAUAUUUUUGAUAACAAGGAGCGAAGGAGAACAGACUGGUACUCCUUGGACUCCAGGCCAGGGAAGAAGAGGAAGGAGAGAGGGAAGAUCCAGGUCGGCAUUCAGUUCAUGAGGAACAACAUGACGGCCAGCAUGUUUGACCUCUCCGUAAAGGACAAGCCCCGCUCGCCCUUCACCAAACUCAAGGACAAGAUGAAGGGGCGCAGGCACGACGGUGGUCUCUCCGACACCACCUCAGCCAUCCUGCCCCGCUCCGCCAUGUGUGACUCGGAGACCCUUCGCCAACCCAGUGCAUCUGACCAUCAGCCCCAGCCAGAGCCCAAGAUCAAGAGACACCUACUGGCCGGCUCCCAUACGCUCUCUGCAGCCCGCUCUAUGUCUGACCUCAUUGGCACUCACUUCCGCCCCAAGCUGGACUCUAGAAACUCCAUGGAACAGCUGGAGAAAGGGAGUGGUGCCGCCCCUCACCGGCGCUCCCAGGGCGAGGUGCCAGGCUACCAGGACAGCGAGGGGCACGGUGAUCCUUUUACUCAUAUCAGCGACGGCCUGCCGCAGAAGUACGCCACCCUCCCACGCAACCGCAACCCGUUCGAGGGGGAGCAGGGCCAGCUGUGGGACCGAGGGGAGAAAAAGGAGAAGAAGGAGAAGGUCAGCCUGCUGGAACGUGUGACCGGGAAGAAGGAGGGACGCAAGACCAACAACGGGGGGCGUUCGGGCAGCUCUGGAGACCUGCGCUCAAGCAACCCCUUCAGCAGCGACUCUCAGGGCGACACCCAACCAACCAACCCCUUCCUCUCACACUACAAAGGAAGCGAUAAAAAUCCCACCACUAAUGGAGACAUCCGAAAGGCAAGAGAGAACCACGGAAAGAAAAAUGAGACAAUGCAGACGAGCGUGGCUUCCUAUAGCAACUUAUCUUUCGACGAGGUGGUGCAGGAGCUCAUCAAGCAGAAGGGGGUGGUGAAAAAGAAGGACGCGCAUAUCCGUGAACUGGAAGACUACAUUGAUAACCUGCUGGUGCGCGUUAUGGAGGAGACGCCGAGCAUCCUACGGACACCCUACGAGCCCAAGAGGAAAGCGGGGAAAAUCUCCAAAAAGAACUAGUGUCAAGGUAGAGUUAGGGUCCCAAGGAUAUGCUCUUGUUUCAGUGAGGGCCCAUCCUAGCCAUUAAGAAAUGUAUUGUGGGUAUAGAGCAAAAAUUAAGAGAAGGGGAUUGACCCAUGCCAAAUCACCAUUUUUAUUUAAAAACAUUUUUUUUAUAGGUUUUGCAUGCUUUGAUUUGAGUUUACACCAGGUUCCCCAACAAUUUUAUUGGGAAGUGAAGUACACCCGACUACCUAAAUAUCUGACAUUUUGACUUGCAUUUUAACAAACCCCAUGGCUUUCCCAUAGUUAUAGAAAUACUAACCUGUGAAUCAGUUGCUGUAUAGUGAUCCAUUCAUCCUUUUUAGUAUUAUACCUCUUGCUCCGUUCUUUGCAUGACAUUCCUUUGUUUUUCCUAUUCAGCUGAAUUGAAAGAAUGUGAAAUGACACCUUGGCAGAGACCAGUGGGAUAAGAAACAAACUAGUGGGGUUAUGCCAUGCGUGACAGUUUCUCCAAGGUGUACAAGUUUUCCCAAUAGUGUACACAAUAGACCUGUGCACUUUCACACACAUAUAACAUGGGGAAAAACACAGACAGCUUCUGAGGCGAUUGUGUGCACAUGGAACCACCAUCAAGCUAGAUUUGCAUUUUAACACUAAGGCCAUACAAAUGUAAUUAAAUGUUUAACAGAUGGCCCUCUUCACUUCACUUUAAAAAAAAAAACAUACAAAUAAAUAAAUAAGAUUAAGUCCUACUGAAAAAAUUGCAUGUUUCGAUCUAAAUAAUGCCCCCCCCCCCCCCCCAAAAGGCUAAAAUCACUUGAUUAGGUCGCUAGGUGUUGAACUAAGGUUGCUGUAGUAUUUUAAAGGGAUUAUCUAGUACUUUUGUAUACUUUAGCUAGUAAUUCUAAAAGUAGCACUCGCAAGCCAAAAGUGGUCCCUGAAAAUGGCCUACUGUGUCUCUCGCUCUGCUGUGGGUGCUUCAUGUGCAUCUUGCUAGCUGUCAUUCAUAUGGCGAGGUGCUAAAGUACAUUUGUUGAACUCGUGCUGCUAGGGGGCUAGCCCACGUGGGGGGAAAUGGUGUAGCACAGUAUAGAGAAAAACUAGGGAUUUCAUGGCUAAUUGAGGUAAGACGGUAAUUCUGCUUAUAGGUUAUGCAUGUAUAAACUACUCAUUGACACAUCCAUCCCAAAGUGGGAGGUUUAUAAAAAUACCGGAGCACGUCUUUAAUAAAAGGGGCUACUUAUUUUUCGUUUGUUUCGGCUUGCUCGCCUCACUUAAAAAUAAAUCUGUUAAAUGUUUAAUAUGUAUGGCCUUAGUAUUAAAAUGUACCAAACACUGAGUGUUAACUUAUCACACUUGUGUAAAAAAAAGAAAGAAGAAAAGGACAUAGUUUAUUGAAUAGGGUUUGAUGUGCUAAUUUGAAUAGAGCUCUAAUGACUGUUUACACUUCAGACCAAGACGCAGGAUUAUCACACAAACUCUCCACUCAGCCAAUCGGCCCUUUACACGCCUCUUACUGUAGGCAAGGAUUGUGUUGAUAUACUGGAGGUGUGAAUACAAUGUUAUCGCCUGUCUGUGACAUUGAUCUGAGCCUUUUGGCAUUAGGAUGGUUUGGACCUAUCUCUUGACAUUUGCCAUCUUUGUACAAAAUUAUAUUAUUUAAAGUUACUCUUAUGAGGGUAGGUACUAAGCACUACUGAAUUCUUACUCAAGGCAUUGCAUAUCCAAACACAGAUCUGAAAACAAUGUGACCUUCCAGUGAAAACAAAAAAAAUAGGUAAACACUGUAUUCUCUCUGGUCAAUUUGAUGAUAUAGAAUGUCUCGGCAUCGUGCUGGUGCAGAAUGUGAUUGAGUGUAGGCAACUAAAGACACCGCUAUUGAAGCCUCCUCAGUAUUUACACCAAAGUGAAUUCAUUCAAAGAGCUGCCAUUGUCCAUCAUAUCAACUCUGAAGUCAUUGCUUUUGGGUUUGUUAUUUCAGUUUUUUUUUAUCAUAAGCUAGGUUUCCAUCCAAUUAGCGCCAGAUUUUCAUUUGAAUAUUCAAAAAUGUGCAUAAAAACAAUACGCGUGUUUUCCCACCAGAGAUGUUUCCAUCAAAUUGACUUGUUGCGGAUAAAUGGCUCUGCGUGACGACGUAAUGCACAUAACACAUUUGGAGGUUAAAUUCCCAUGUACCGAAUAAAAGUUAAAUGGGUUUCCAUCGCAUUUUCAACUCCACUGAUAGUUUUCUCACAAAAAAAUGGUGUGUUUUUACACCGAGUGUGCCCACUCUGGUUUUGGAACAUGCACUCUAGCCAACCGAUCCAGUGUGGGUACAGCCUACAUCAGGGAUGGGCAACUUUGAUUGCGAUCAAAACAUUUGUGGCUCCCCUCUUGACAGCGGAGAUAAAUCUGUGCGAUUCUACACAUUUUGCCAUGGGGUGUAGAGAAAAUGUUGCAGUUUAAAAGCAAGUUUGCUGCAAUUCUACACAUUUUGCCAUGGGGCGGAGAGAAAUGUUUGCAGUUUUUAAUAUGAUAUGAGUGAGACUAAUUAAAUCAAUGGGGACCCCCGGCCAGUAAUUUGACCAUGAUAAAUUUGCCAAGUUAGCUGGCCGCUAAAUUAUCUAAUCAACUUUUUUGUUGUUGCUGACAUUGACUAUCAGUGACUGACAUAACAAGAGAGAAACUGAUGCACAACCAAGUUGCACAACCAAUUUGCACCUUGUAUUCUACUAGUCUAACUCGCAACAGUAAAUUGAGACCCCGACUGAGUUCCUAAAACGUUUUAUCGAAAGUUGCCCGUCCCUGGCCUACAGGAGAUUAUGGACGAAAUCAUGUCACCAGAAUGUCACCCUCGCUAUUUAUUAAAAAAGGAGCAUCAAACUCAUCACCUUGCACUUUCACCACCCUGUGAAGUUCCUCAUAACUUAUUUCAUCUGUAGACUAAUAAACUGCAUGCUUUCCCGACGAGUCAUAGUGGG
This is a messenger RNA of Salvelinus namaycush (lake trout), 4817 nucleotides long. RefSeq names its product rab11 family-interacting protein 2-like. Gene Ontology annotation, cellular component: endosome; phagocytic cup. The record is from RefSeq and is a predicted model, not a curated record. Bases 454 to 1875 code for a protein of 473 amino acids. The transcript is spliced from 6 exons. Gene Ontology annotation, molecular function: small GTPase binding. Lineage: Eukaryota; Metazoa; Chordata; Actinopteri; Salmoniformes; Salmonidae. Gene Ontology annotation, biological process: regulated exocytosis.